AUGAUCGAAAAUGUAUUUGGCUGCAGAUUUGACAUAAGUUCAUCUUGUGAGAUUGCGAUGUGCAAAAAAGAAGAAAGGUAAAAAAGGAGAUAAAAAUGUAGUUCGGAAUCCUGUGAUAUCCCUUUGCUUCACAAUAGCUCUUUUAAAACUAUCAGACUUAUUAACACAUUGACCCCAUUUCCUCCAGAUGCCUUAAGAACCACAUCUUAAAUGCUUCAUUCUGGAAAGGAUGAAAGUCUGGCACAAUAGCUAAACUAUUUCUACUGUUUGCAUUUAUCUAAGGCAGAAACUCUGUUCAGCCAAAUCUCAGCCAGCCAGCAUUCCUGCUGCUUGCAGUUGGGUGACUAAGAGAAUCUCUCCAAGAUCAACAUCUGGAAAAUCUGAGAGAAGCAAAUGUUGGCUUCUUCAUCUAAAUUGGAAGUCUGCAUGCCUCCCAGCCUCAUCCCUCCAAAUCUUUAUGUCUUUUUUUCCAGACCGAAUAGAACAAUGAUAUGCAUUUUACUGCAGCAGUCAGAUCCUAAACUUGUUAAAAGCAGGGUUGGUUGCUACACAGUAGUGUAGUUUCUUGAGCCAGAACUGAGGGAGGAAUGAGGACAGGGUUAGUUAACAAAAGUGCCAAACUAUGGGUGUUACAUGACGCAGCCUUGGACUUUGAACACUCACUCUGCCAAAUAGAAACUCCCUGGUUUGCAGCAAAUGAUUUUCCCUUUUACAUGGAAAUUGCCAGUUUAUAGUUUAAGCUUCCUGGUUCAAACUUGAAUUGUGCAAACCAGCUUCAAACCUUGGUUUGCAAUCCUGGUUUGGAGAGGAAGCCCAAACAAUAGAUUCCCCGUAUGUAUGCAGAGGGGAAAAGUAAAAGGAAUGAAUUAAUUUGAACACAUGAGGACAAUAGGGAGGUGGAGUAUGUAUGUUCAUCGAGAUCAAUUAAUGUAAACAGCAAGUCAAUUGAUUUCAAUGUGUCUAUUCUGAGUUAUAACCUACUUGAAUACAACCCUCUAGUUUCCUCUCUUUUUGAGUAUAACAGUGCAAUCCUAAGCAUGUUUACUCAGAUGCAAGUGUCACUGAACUCAACAGAACUUCCUCCCUAUAAAAUGUAUUUAGGAUUGUAGCCUAAGAAUGACAUACGUUUCCAAUUUCAGAGCAUCAGCUGGUAGAAGUUUGAGGAAGAUGGGUAACUAGUGAAAAGGAUCAGGGGACUGUGAGUCAUAGACUUUAUGCUCUGUGUUUAACUUUGCUCUUUACUUGUUAUCCAACCUUGGUUGCUUGUAUAUGCAAUUGUUCAAUGACUCAACUUAGCCUUUUAAAAGUAAAACAAAUGUAAUUAAAAUCUAAUUUUAAUCUGUUUCUUUAUGCUACCACAGCAGCUCGAAUGGCAUAUGCCCAGAAAUGGAGGGAAUGAACAGUACCAAUGAAGGAGGAAUGGCAGACAAAAUUGAUGGAAUAUGCAGAAAUGGCAAGUUUAACCAGUAAAAUAAGAGAUCAGGAAGAAAGAGCAUUUAAGGAAGAGUGGGAUCAUGUAUUCCACCUUGAGCUCCUAGGAAGAAAAAGGUGGUAUAUAAAUGUACCAAAUAAUUAGAUAACUAAAUAGAAAACAUAUUAUUUGCAGUCUGAUCCUAUGAUGUGUAUGCACAAUUCAGUACCACUCAGUCAAAAAAGGAAAUGUAUACGAGAUGAAAGAAGGGACAUAACCAAGGAUGAAUUUAAAAGUAUUCUGAACCUGUAAUGACAGUGUCAAGAAGACUAAAUCCCAUAAUGACCUAUGACUUGCAAGGAAAAUGAAAAACAAUUUAAAAACCUUCUUUAAUUAUGUCCGGAACAAAAUGUAGGUCCCCUCUUUGGGGAAGAUGGGGAAGUAUUAACAAGUGACGGAGAGCAGGAGGAACCACUCAGCUACUAUUCUGCCAUAGUCUUUACUCAUAAGGAGAAUUGUGCAACUUUGGAAAAGUAGAACAAAUGACAUACAGAGGGAUUUGCAGCCCAGGUGAGGUAAGGAGGUGUCCAGAUCACAAGCAGUGAUAGUUCCACCCUGUUCUGUGCUUGUCAGACUGUUUCUGUGAUAUUGCGUCCAGGGGAAUGGGCUACUGACAAGAGGUUGUCCUCCUCAAAUUAGAGUUCUUUCUAACUCAGAAAUCCUACGGUUCAACUGAAAUUGUUAUUCAAAACAUAUUGUUACUGGCCACUCCAAUCUCUGUUGAGCGGCGUGAGAUUCCAAGUGUUUUGGAACUUAACCAGGGUUUGUGUUUCCUUUGGAAAAAAAUAAGGCACAACAGUGACUGUAGUGUCAACCAGGAUCUUGGCUGAAGGGGUGCAUAGUAUGACACCCCAAGAGUGUCUCUUGUUGCUUUUCCCAUAGCUUCAGCAAGCUUGGGUCCAAAGAAGAGUUUGGAUUUGAUAUCCCGCUUUAUCACUACCCAGAGGAGUCUCAAAGCGGCUAACAUUCUCCUUUCCCUUCCUCCCCCACAACAAACACUCUGUGAGGUGAGUGGGGCUGAGAGACUUCAAAAAAGUGUGACUAGCCCAAGGUCACCCAGAAGCUGCAUGUGGAGGAGCAGAGAUGCGAACCCGGUUCACCAGAUUACGAGUCUAUUGCUCUUAACCACUACACCACACCCAGUGUCUGGGUACAGACUCUCCCUACCAGCCUGCAUUGAGUUCUGUCCACUCCCUACUUCUUGUUCUCAGAACCCCUUGCCAGAUGCAGCUUCCCUUUCUAUUUACACCAUCACUCAUGGUCUUCCUGGCAGCCUCCAUUUUAAAAACACACACACACUGCAAAUGGGUACUUUUUCCUGUAGUGGCAUCAUGGCCCCUGUAACCAUGACAACCUCACCCUCCCAAUGCUUCUGUCCAUGUCCACUACUGAGUGGCAGAGGAAGGGCAAUAUUUGCAUUAUUAAUCUUUCUUUAUGGCCCAAUACUCUGCUCUCUUUGUUUCUUAAUGACACCUCUUAUCAGCUGAUCUCCCAAACAGGAAAACCAGUAUAACCUGUCAUUUUACACUAUGUCACAUCUUCCUUAUUAAGCAAAAUGUUGUUGUUGGCAUCUGGCUGUUUCAAGAGACAGUGGAGUGCUCCUCCUGGGGUGAAGUCAAACCGCCGUGUUAGCAGCAUGGAGGUUACCUCCUCAGAGCACAAGCUUAAGCAGUGGUGCUAUGGAGAUCCUGGGCUGCCCAGACAACAAGACCCCACUCUCGGCCUUGCUGAUGUAGUCCAAAGCAGCAUUACAUUUGGCAUCAGCUGGGCUGCAGGAGUUGCCGGAAGGAGGCAUACAAGGCACCAUCCAACUAUAUUAGGGACUCCACUCUGGAUUUCUGUAGGGUUUACUCCUUAGCCUUUUCUUCUCCCAAAGAUGUCCCACAAGGCAGUGGGUACGGGUUUUCCCUGGGGUUACUCCCAAAGCCUUUCUCAUUAAUGAGUACAGCCGCAAGGCAGCAGAGGCUUAGGAUCAGAGUUUCCAUUCUCUGACAUGGGGCUCCCAUCUGCCCCUCACUUCCAUCUACAGCACAUGCAGAAACCACUUUCUUGACCUUUGGACACACUAUUGGUCUCAUCCGCUCAAUCUGCCAGAGCCUGUCUUUACAUGCAGGGGAAGGCUCCAACUCACAGAGGGUUUGAAACCCCUCAGCUACCCUUACCUGGUUCAGAAGGCCAGGCAAAGCUGUUCAUGGGAUGUGGCCACUGUCACAUGCUGACAACUUCUGGAAGCUGAGGUCGAAACAAAAUAAUAAUAAUAAUAAAAUUUCUUCCAGUAGCACCUUAAAAGGUAAAGGGACCCCUGACCAUCAGGUCCAGUUGUGGACGACUCUGGGGUUGCGGCACUCAUCUCGCUUUAUUGGCUGAGGGACCCAGUGUACAGCUUCCGGGUCAUGUGGCCAGCAUGACUAAGCCACUUCUGGCGAACCAGAGCAGCACACGGAAACAUCGUUUACCUUCCCGCUGGAGCGGUACCUAUUUAUCUACUUGCACUUUGACGUGUUUUUGAACUGCUAGGUUGGCAGGAGCAGGGACCGAGCAACUGGAGCUCACCCCGUCACAUAGGCUUUAUGGUUUAACUCACAGAGCCACCCGCGUCCCUUAGCACCUUAGAGAUCAACUAAGUUAGUUAUUGGUAUGAGCUUUCGUGUGCAUGCACACUUUUUAUUAUUUUAUUUUAUUUAUAUUAUUUUGUUUCGAUUACAGCAGACCAACACUGCUUCCUACCUGUAACUGGGAGCCGAGGGUGAGAGCUGAGUGCAGGGUGGGAACCAAAGAUCCUACCCCAGAAGGAGCAGGACGUGUCCCUCACCAGAGGUACCACCCUCCCCUAACACCCCAUACAAAUAUUAGCUAUAUCAUAGCGCCACUUACUAAAUUUAGGGAGAUCUGACUCCUUAAAGCUGCAGCCUUAAACUCACCCCACCUCCCAUCAAAUCGAAGUCAAUCAUAACCCCUGCAGCUAAGUUUAGAAUUUGCUCCAAAGGCAGAAACCACAUUUCCUUUGCUACUUCCCCCCUCCCCCUUUUCUUCUCUCCCAUUUCCCACCCGCCUUCCUCAAGCUCUCUUAAUACUACUGUCCUAUUAUUACUCUCCGCGGGCGUGAUGCAGAUGGGUCGGGGGAGAGGCGGGAGGAAGCGAGCGAGCGAGAGCGAGAUAGAGAGGCGGCGGCAGAGGGUUUAGGCCGGCGAGCGGAACCCCGAGCGCAUCGAUGAAGGGGUGUCUCCUUUCGGCGGUCGACUCACUCCGGCCCAGGCGAGCGGGCUCUUGAGCCGAGUCAGCUGUGGGAGCGGAGCGGGCGGCGCUUGCCACCAUCUUUGGCGGAGAGGGGCUGCGGUCGCGCGAGGGUCCGGCACACAGGUACUCCCACCCUCCCUCCCUCCCUCCCUCCUUCCGCAAAACUUGGGCUUCUCCGGCCGGGCUGGGCAUGGCAGGAGCGCGAGCCCCGAAGAGGCGGGUGGGAACGGCUUCGACGGGGACGCUGGCGCCUCUCCCAGCAGCUCCCUGUCAAAGCGCCCCACCAGCCAGCCAGGACCCCGUCUCUCCCUUUUCGGUGCGGCGGCUUCCCGGUGGGCAGAAGGGAAGCAGACCCGUCCUUAGCGGUGCCCAAGUGCACUUUUAUUUCUCCCUUUAAGUAGCGUUGCAAAAGGGGCUGCACACGCACACGCGCCCGGUCCGCUGCGUGUGUGGUCGGGGGCGAGGGCAGUCUGCUGCUGUCCCGCCGCACCCACUCACUUCCAGGGGGUCAGGGAGCAACCGGGGUUGGCGUCUGUAUGUUUGUGUGUGUGUUUAAAAAUCCUCCUGCUGUACUUCCUUCUUGGCCGCGGAGCCUGCGUGGGCGGGAGGAGCGACGCUAUUUCUCCCCCGGCUCAGCUUCCCGACCACCACCCUCCUCUCCUCUCGGUCGGUGGGUUAAAUGCCCUCUCCUUUCUCUGAAGUGAAAAAUCCUGCUUUCCCCUGUCCCACUUUCUCUCUCUCUUUAAUCCAGUAAAGGAAGAGGUAGGAUCCCCCACCCCACCCCCAGCUCUUUCCUCUCCUUCCCUGUAGUGAAAUCUGUGGAAUUCCCUGCCACUGGACUGUCUCUUUUAGGUGGCUUGAAAAUGGGGUUACACAGGUCGGCUAAGGACUGAUCUGUCGCGGGCUGUUGGUCCUUAUGGCUUCUACUUGGACACAUUCCCAAGUUCAGAGAUAAUAUGCUUCUGAAUGACACAGCACCUGGGAAGCAGCAGCACGAAAGUAUUGCCUUCCUGUCUUGUUUGUCAGCUUUCCCCAAAGGUUGGCUGGUGCGCAGGAACAGGGUGCUGGGCUAGUCUGGCCUUCUGGCUGAACCAGCGGGGCUGUUCUUGUUUUGUGCUGUUUCCCCCCUAAUUUUUGUUUGGGGAAGAGUUGUAUGUAGCACUUGUGGUAGAGCAUCUGCUUUGUAGUUUCAUUCUCCCCCAGUUCCAGGUAGGGCUGGGAAAGACCCCCCCCCCCUUCUGAAAUUCUGCAGAACCACUUUCAGGUGUGAGACAACUUCCAAAGUUAUUUAGAGGCAGGGGUCUGUUUUUAUGCCUCUGUAACUCAGUAAAUCUACUGCAAAACCUACAGUGGCACAGUACCAAAAUGCCUCAAAAUUAUGAUCAUUGUUUUGUGACAAUUUGCUUGGUCCUAGUAAAAGUAUUGCCCAACUUUGGAUUCUGCAGUUGUUUGUCUUAUGGGCCAGCAUGGCUAUAUUUGUUACUCAGUAAAUGCAUAUAUCGUCAUAUAACUUGACAGUGCUGUGUCAGCAAUAAGAAGAACCUGGCUUAACUUGCACAGAAUAUGUAUGCCAAUAUAUAGACACCCAAAUGGAAUAUAUAAACGUAAGCAACUAUCUUAUAGUAGAAUGGACCACAAUUGGGCUUAUAGCCUUUCCUCCUUCAUGUGUGAAUGUCUGAAAUGGAUCUGGUGCAAGCAGAUGUUGAGGGUGAAUCUUAAUAUGUAUGCCUCUGUCCCUCUCCUAAUUUAAGCUCACUUACUUUCUUGUGAAUGUGUAAAUAGGGCUAUAAUGGAAUAUGGGAUGUACCGUACAUGACUCCAUGUUGGAAAGAAGCUGCACAUUAUCCUGUGUGCUGAAUCAGGUGUAUGGCUUCAGGAGAUGGUUUUUGUAUAAUUUCAGCAUUCAUCACUGAAUGCAAACUAAUAUUUUUAUGCAUAUAGGUGCUUUUUAUCUUAAAAGUAUAAACAGUUGUUGAAUAUCAACAUUGACUUGCAGCUGUCUGUUUCCUUGGCAGGCAUCAGCUUUUCUUCAUUGGAGUAACAUGUUUUAUUUGUUAUUGAUGGAUCUGAAGUACAUGUGAUUUAGGCAAACACAGGGGCAAAGUUUGUUUCAGUAUAGCAUUUGGAAGUGGCUCUUACUAACAGUGUCCUAGUUAGUAAACAUUUCCAAUCUGAAAAAAUUACCAUCAAAUUCUAGUAAUUUUGAUACUGAAUUAAACAAAAUUUAGAAUUCCUCUCUAGUUCAAAGUGUAUAUGGUAUUAUUUCCCAUUCAAAGAAAACUGUAUGUUUAUUUAUGGAUGAGCCAUUUCCUAACAUGCUACCAUACUCAGUAUCCAGAGCUAAAUAUGGGGCUAUGCAGGUAUUGAUUCCUUACUGGCUAGUGUCUCCAGAAGAGCAAAACAAGUUAAGUCCCCACCACAAUGGUAGCCAAUUGUUUGUUUUCCUUUUUGUUAUGAUAGCUCUGGGAAAAUAUGCUGUUGCAGUAGAAAAGUAUGAUGGUAGUUGCAGAACCUGCUCACACUUAGCAUCUCAGUCACUGUCAUUAGCAACACUACUGGGAUCUUGAACAUCUUUAACCUUCUAAAAGUAGAUGCAGGGUUGCAAGAGAUGAGAGCAAUGGGUUCCUUAGCUCCUUCACUUAAUAAGCAAGCAAAGCAAUAAAAGUAAUACCCAAGUGCCAAGUUGAUGAGGAAGAAAAGUGAACCUUCUGGUUUGACAGAGGUUCCUUUCCUUCUACUUGGGGUUUGGGGGUUAUAUUUGGUUUGAAGAAACAGGUAGAUGGGCAUUGUGCCACCUGAAGCAUUGGCUUGAAUGCUAGAUUGGAAGGUGGGCAGUGAGAUUGGCAAGAACUCUCUUUUUGCAGGUCAAACUUGGCAUGCCUUUUUCCUAGUAGUGAUUCAUGAUCAUGUGUGUAUGCAAAUGUGUGGUGAUUUAAGAUACAUAAAGAAUGGAUUUUAUUUAACCACAAAGUAGGUAUCAUAAUUGUAAAAGCAUGGUUGUGUAAUGGUUAAAAAAGAGAGACUAAAAUGUGAUUGACGUUAAUUUGAAUGCUGAGAACUUCAGAACUAAUGCCAAGUCUUCUUACUUAUUUAGACAUUUGACAACUAGUUAUACCAGUAGUGCUACAGAGAACACUUUGAUGCCAGCACAGUAACAUAUCCAGGUAAGAAUGAAACAAUAGAGAUUUACAAAAUCAGUUCAUAUUGUCUGAGCACGUUACAGUUUUAAUAUUCAGCACAUCACUUUCUUUAAUGUAAUUUGGGCAGAUAGAGCACGGUUUGAGCACUGAAGCUUGAGGCUUUGGGAAAGAGAACAAUUCCUUUUAAAUCGUUAUAAUAACAUUUCGAUGUUGCUGCUAUGAAACCCUCCAUCUGUGUCUCUCUUAAUUAGAAAGAUAGUCGGUUAUAGAUGCAGUUUACACUGCCGGUUUACAAGUCAGACACUCAGAACUGGUGAUGAAAAAUAUCCCUACUGGCUGAACACUUAGACUGCAAUCCUCUACUUGCUUACCUGGUAGUAAGCACCACUGAACUCAGUUCCAAGUAGACAUGUAUAGAAUUAUGCUGUUAGGUUCAUAUAAUAUGAAAUAUUUGAAAGAUAUUUCAAAUUCAUAUCUUUGCAUAGAAUGAAUUUAUUUACCUUGGUCCUUAAUAGACAAAAUAGUGCCCUCUUUAUUGUUGAGCUUUCAAUGGACUAUAGGUGGAACCAAUAAAUCCUUAUGGACCAAUAUGUAGUUAACUACCUCGUCAUUUUUCAGUAGCAAAGGUUUCUUUAAGUCUUGCAAGUAUAGAAGGCUGCAGAAUUGUUCAACCAGUUGCUAUGGUGGUGCCAUGAUUGUGUACAUUAUCCCUCUGUGAGGUCACCAAGGCAUCAUGAACAAGGAUUACUGGCAAAAAUGAGUCAGCUUUUCAAGGUUGUUGACCAACUUUAACAAUAUUUCAUGUUUCAUUAAAUUAAGAAUAGAUGUUAAGAUAUUGAUUCAAAUUUGUUGAAAGUGAACAUACAGAAUGGAGUUAAAACCUAUGCAAUUAGAUGUGCUCAGACAUGUUAACAGAACGUUUUUAUGAGUGUUGAUUUACAAAAAUUGGCAUGAUUCAUAACAAAUAGUUACUAAUUUGCUGUGUUUUAUUAUUUUCCUUUAUAAAUGGUAAAUAUGCAUUUCUUUGAAAAGAGUUUUAUUAUAAUGCAAUGAAUCUACUAGUGCAGUAAAAGGAAAAAAAGAUAUGAAAAUAAAGUGGCAUGUCAUAGGACUCUGGUUGAAGUCAUUUUUUAUUUCAGCGGUGAGCAAAAGACACUUGCAAGCUCAAGUGUGUCCAGUAUUCUGCCAUACAGUACAUAUUGUGUAUUAAUACAUCCUGGAUAAUCUAAUCCUAUAAUGAAAGGGGUGAAACAUUUAACAGGUCAACAUUUUAUAAAGCAUUACUAAGCACAGUUGCUAAGGAUUGGUUUUUCUUUUGGUUUUUUUCCAGAAACAUCACAAACCCAUAGAUAAAAAAAUAUGAUCCUUGAGAUAUGUCUGUCAGUUCAAGAGGUGAGAAAUAUAUUAUCAUGCCAUGGCUGUUUUUAAGAAUGUGUUUUCACCAUGCAAUAGCUGUCUACAUUAAAAAAGAAAAGAAAAACAUGCAUUAAAACCUGUGGCUCCCACCCUCCAAAAUGAUGAGACCUGAAACUCAGUUUUAUAGUUUCCUUUAGUCCUUUGAUUCAGUUUUUAUAUAGGUACAUUACUACACUACGCUAUGUUUCACACAAGGUAUAUUUUAUUCAUUAUCGGAAAAUGAUUUUGAGGAGUCUUAAGUUCUCCUAUGUUGUUAUAUUUCUCUCAGGUUUUUUUUUUUUUUUAAAAAAGCUGUAUCUGUCUUGGCAAACAUCUGUAAAAAUCUUUAAAGUAUUAUUUCUGAUAGCGCUCUGUCUUGCUGUCUCCGUCCAGCAUGGUUUGUGGGCUUGACAUGUUGCACUCUGAUGUCAUUGUUGUUCAAAAGCUUCUGCUCUCCAUUUCUGCCUGAAACAGGAAUUUACAGUCCAUCUAUGCUUCAUUUCUGCUGCCCUUUACUGAGCUGCGGCUGCUGUAUUAUGACUGAGGUUAUUGGUGUUGGGUAUGCUUUGUUUUGUUUUGACUUUCACGCUUGUUUUACACAGAGCCAGCCUUCUACACACACUGCUGACUAUCUUAAGUGAAGGAUGUGGGGAAUACUUUGAUUGUGGAACAGGUGUGUGCAUUAGCUCAAAUGGCAAACAUAAAGCCUGGUGGCAAAGUUAGGAAAGCAUAGUCUCUUUAUAGCCCUUGACACCCUUUAUUUCUCUGUUUUUUCAGGAGGCAGCCUUCACCUUAACAUGAUGCCAUGAAACUUGUCAGAGUCCAGCUAUUAUUUUAACUUUAAAAGGUUACUGAGCAGGUAUGGAAAUUGUCCCGUGUAUAGCUAGUGAUACUUAGCAUCUUUAUCCAAACACAUUGUUAUCAAUGCAGUCAAACCUCGUUUUGCGAACAAGAUCCAUUCCAGAGACCCACCCGCAAGCCGAAAAUGACGUACGUCGAAGUGCCGCAUCUGCGCAUGCGCGCAGCGUGAUUUAGCGCUUCUGCACAAGCAGCGAACCCGGAAGUAACCCAUUCCGGUACUUCUGGGUUUGCUGCGGAAGUUCACUGAAGCGGAUGCAAGUGGAGGUGGAUGCAGAACAAGGUUUGACUGUAUAAUAAAGCAAACACGGAUUAAUUCCAUUUCUUCUGUCAAACAAAACCUAAGAUAGUUGUGACACAAACAUAGGUGCUGGCUCCAAUGGUGGUUGUUUUUUUGGGGGGGGGGUGUUUUUUUGAGGGAGCUAGGAAUUACAACUAGCAGAUUUAUUAUUUAAAAGCUUAUUUUGUCAGCUAGUUGACAAAUCCCACUUUGUGACCUCAUUCGCAUAUGACACAGUAAGCCAGAUUAUGGUUUGUAGUCAUUUUGUCCCUGCCUGCUCUUUUUUAUUCUCUCAUUGUUCUGAGCUAGGUCAAGGUAUGACUUAGCAUGGCCAAACCAGUGAUUGUGCUUAAGCUGUUUCCUUGCUAAACAGGAGCUGCAGCCAAGAACAAAGCCAGCCCAGUGUAUUGUAACAGUAUAGUUUAUAAAUGUGACUUCAAAAGCCCACUUCCGUCAGUGAUUCCAUUGUUUUGCAAUUGGCUGUAAUCCUAGUAUAAGUACAAGGGCACAAGUAGACCUCUCUUUUUCUGCUAAAGAAACACCUGCUCCCAUGCUUACCUGCCUGUGCCUUUCUUCCAAGUGCCCCACACCAUCAAAAGUGAAAACUGAAAUCAGCUUGGGGCCUGAAUGCUGGUGGUGCCUGAAUCUUUCCUUUUUAUGGUUUUUUUUAAAACACUCUGAGACCAGGGCCCAACCCCAGUGGUAAAACAACAUUCCCAUGGAUUGACCACGUUUUUAACAGAAACAUUAGCUGAAAGAGUAAUAGGCCAGUUGUAAUAAACGGCUUCCUGUUUCGUUCCUUUGGAUUGGUUAUUAGUUGACAUUUUAGCUGUGUCUUAUUAUUUGAGUUUGUGUCCCAUCCAGAUCUGGAGCACAAAGCCUGUUGCCCACAUAGUUUUAAAAAAGUAUUUAUUUAUUUAUUUAUUGCUGCCAUAGAUUACAAAUGGUGUGGAUUUUUAUCAUGAACCGGAUGAACCCACAGAGCAGUUCUCCCAGUCAGCGUAGGCGCAUGGCUCUUGGAAUUGUCAUUCUUCUCCUUGUUGAUGUGAUAUGGGUUGCUUCUUCUGAACUCACUUCGGUAAGUGUGUCUUGGGGCUCAUCCACCCCUCUUUACCUUUGCUCUGCAUUUCUAGGCACAGCUCCAGGCUGUUUUACUUGUGAAAACCUGCUCUUUACUGCUGAAUCAGAGCAAACAGCAAUCUGUGGAAAACUCAAAUUGUUGUUUGCUCCAAUUCAGCGGUAAAGAUCUGCUAUUCCUGGGGAAAGUGGCAGGACAAAAAGAUAAAACUUUCGGACACGAACCGGGAAAGCGCAGGCUUGUGGCUAGAAAGCGCGGGGCAAAAGAUAAGUGUGGACAAACCCUUUUGUGAUGUCAGAGUGUAUUCACCUUAAUGUAGUAGCCAAGCAUGCUCAAGGGAGAGCAAUUAACACUCACUCCAUUAACUUUGUACAGUGAUCUUAGUACUUGCUUGCUAGAAGCAGGUUGACUGGUUCUGGGUGAGCAGCUUUUCAUACCUGACUAGCUACAUUUCUGGUCCUGCCUGAAGCCUUUCCCAGCAUUUAUGCUGUCACGAAUUAUAAUUAAAUUCAAUUAAUCUUGCCAGUUCUGUUUCAUAAUUCCAAAUCCCCUAUAAGUAUGACUUUUAAACAGCAAACUCUUAACAAAACACAGUCUUCCAUAAAUAUGCUGGGGCCCCAAUUUUUCGGGCAGGAAUUCCUAAACUGGAGAAGAAUUGUAGCUUUCAGGGGUUCCUACAAUAAUAUGAAGCUGAAUAAAAAUGUGUGAAUAGGUGACAGUGUAGAGAUGAAGACAUUCAUACAUCCUUUUGAUUGGAUACAGAAAUUACUGCCUUAGGGUAGCAGUUCUCUCUAUAUGCUAAAUCUCUGAAGGUGGGCUUAGCAAAGUUUAUGGGGACAUCCUUAGGAUGUCUAUAUCCAUUAAAGUGAAAAUCGAUACUCCUCUAGCAGGCUAGGGCAGCAUACAUGGGAUUAUCUCAUUUUUAUCUUCACACCCACCUUAUGAUAUAGUUUAGAUUGAGAGAGAAGUGAGAGGCUCAGAGUCCCCCACUGAGAUGUGUGUGGUAAUUUAAGCCCAGAAUUGUCUAAGUCAGAGAGUCAAUUCCCUAAAACCAGGGUGGGCAGCCUGUGACUCAGGGGCCAUGUUUGCUUCCUGUCUUCAUUUUAUGUAGCCCCCUACAGGCCAAUUUUUCUUUCCACCAGAGUUCCUUCCUUCAUGCUUUGUUGGAUCCUUAUUUUCACUGGCUUUUAAAAAUGGUUGGUCUCUGUGCCUAUGUAGUUUCAGAACAAUUGGAAGAGAUGUUAUUCUUUUGAUGAAAAUAAAACUGGUGUGUUUUCAUUGCUUUGCUUCCCUCCCUGAUUGUGUGGUUUGAAGAGCGCAUCGGCAAGCUUCUCUCCCUUUUCUCUGCAGCCUGAUGGAAUGGCUGCCCAUAGGUGAAAACUGAUUUUAGUUUCAUCAUUCGCUGACAGCAGAACACAUUGGUAGGGUUGUGCUGAGUCGGAAAGGGGUUACUUUCAAUUCCCACAUAUAUAGGAGGAAACCUACAUAUGUAGUUAAAAGUAACCCAAUCAAACCUGUGAGGUUUACAUCUGAAUAGACCAGUAUAAAUUUGUUAUCUUCAUCAGCUGCAGAGUGGAGGGAAAGAGGCGAUUCCAUCACACCUACUGAGCGACUAGCUGCCUUUUAGCUUACCUAGCUGUUCAUCAGGCUACCUGAACUGUUUCCAUCUUCAUUUUGGUGCCUCCCAUAUCCCCUUUGUGUCCUGACUUUCAAAUUGUAAGCCUAAGGGUGGGAGCGUGUUUUACUGCUGAUUUUCUUAAGUUACUUUGGGAGCAUUUCGAGCUGCGAUGGGGUGUGUUUGUAAAUAUUUUAAAUAUUUUUUUUAGCCAGAGUAGUUGACCUCCAAGCAGCUUGUGAGUUCCUCCUGUUUUCAAAGGACUGUGGUCUUCCCUCCCUAGGUGAGGGGAACAGCUACAGAUGUUUUGUAGCUUUUCUGUAUAAAUCUGUAUUUCAGAUUUUGGGAGCAGGAUAGUAUUGCAAAGUCUGUCUCUCAUUUAGCCUCUGAUGCAGUCAGGUAGGUUGCAAGCUGCCAUUCCUGCGCAGGACAACCCACUGCUCUUAUCAUGUCCCUCUGUACUUCCUCCCUUCCCAGGAGUUAAUGCUCUUGACAUCAGCUGCCAUGCAGAAGGUUCCACCUUAGCUUUCUAUCUGCUUUCUAUCUAACAUAGGUAGUCAUUGGAAUGCCAUCUUCCCAGGUCUGUCCUUGAAUCUAACCCACAGCAGGUAAAAGUUGUAGGAGGCCAGAAGCCUCAUACCAGAACACCAUACUGCCAUGUGCCAGAACAGCUUGCCACCCCCAGUUGUUAGCUCUUUUAGCUGGUGGUGUAGUGGGCAAUUCUGAGAUACGCACCCAGGAACACUGCAUCUCUUCUCUUCCUUUUCCAGGAUAUGUAGCUUUUUCUUGCUUGAACUACACCUCUGCUCUUUGUAUAUCCAUCCACUGCAGGGGGCUAACUGGUGGACUUCCAGAUGUUGUUGGACUCCACUUCAAUCAUCCACAUCCAGCAUGGCUAAUGUUAAUGGUGGAUGGGAACUAGUCCAGCAACAUCUGGAGGACCAUACGGUAGCCCUUCCAUGGUCUGUGACGGUCAAGAAAUUGGAAGUAGUACCCAAGAGUUGAUCAGUAAGACUAUGCUGGUCAUAUGACAUGUCUAUCAUUUAACCUUCUUUUCCUUCCCUUUGCAGUAUGUUUUCACUGUGUACAAUAAGCCGUUCUUCAGUACAUUUGCAAAAACAUCCAUGUUUGUUCUUUACCUCUUGGGAUUUAUUGUUUGGAAACCUUGGAGGCAGCAGUGCACACGUGGCCUUCGCGGCAAACAUGCGGCUUUUGUAAGUGCCUAUUUUCCAUUUAAUAAUUUUGCCAUCACUUUGGCUUCCGUAAAUUACACAAAAUCAAAGCUUAUGUUGGAGAGGGAAUCCUGCAUAAAUUAGCAUAAGCUAAACCCCCAGAUGUUCAGUGAGCAAAAUAAUGCUUUCAUUAGUCUAACAUUUCAAAGUGAAUCAUUGCAUAAACAGAAGCAUUAAUUGCAUCAGUAAUGCUUCUUAGUGGAAUUGAAAUGGAAUAAAUGAUAUAAAAUUUAAGAUGUGCCUAGAAUCAGUAUUUGGACACGUGGCUUAUAUUUUUUGCUAUGUUCUGCCAGUUUUGAAAUGUUUUUAUUAACCUAUUUAACAAGAUGUCAGUAAAUGUUUUUGGGGGUUUUGGAGAUUUCUCUUGAACUGGUCUACAAAGAUUCAGCAGAGUUUUCUCUUUUGAUAAAAGACAGUGGCAGUGGUGGUGGUGAAUGAAUUCUUUAUCAGACCCAUUUUUCAUGCUUUCCAAAUGGUAUUUUAAAAGCUGGGAAUUGGUUAGCUAAUCCAUGUUUCUCAACAAGACAUAGCCAAUUCAUCACCCUUAGACUCUACUAGUGAGCUGGAAGCAUUUCUACCUUGGCUGAAGAGUGCUUUCUUGAUGAACAGAGAACAACACAGCACAUGAAUGUGGAAACCCACUGCAAAUCCUUUGAUCUUUGAUGGAAUAGUUGGGAUCCCACACAUUGACCGGGUUUGCACAACACACAGUAACCCAAACUAUGGCUUAUCAUGACCACACAAGCAUGCCAGCUUCCAGAGCAGAGAUUAUGCCCUCCUCCCUGUUCCCUUUUACUGCCACUCUGAGCUAAUGGUUUGAUAUAGCAUGUUGUCCAAAGCAGGACUCGUUCUUAAGCUCUCUGCUAACCAUAAGCUUUUGAAGAUGGGGAAGGUUUUGAAGAUGGGGAAAUCACCUUCCUCCUCUGGUCUGUUUUUAACAUUUUGGAUUGGACAGGAAAGCUGGGAGCACAGGAAAAUGAUAGGUGCUGUGUUGUUUUCCUAUUCCUCUCCAAUUUGAGGGCUGAUGGACAGAAUAGUAAAGGGUACAGUGUGAAAGUUUUAGGUAAACAAGGACUUCAAAAGCCCUCUUCCUCAGUUCUGGCUUGUGGUUCCCAAAUAUUACUUAUAAGGUCUGAGAUUGCAGAGUGAUCUUGUGAAAGUUUGACUACUUAUAGUUAGCUCUUAAGUUGUUUGAAGAGGAACUGUUCAAACAGGAAGCUUUAAUGUUUUAUAAAACUAGUUAUUUUGUAUAGUUGCUGGACUAAAGUUAAUUCAGGCUGCCAACUAAUUCCUGGAUAAUCAAUUGAAUUUUUUUUUUUUUUUUCCGACUGACCAUAAGUUUGGCUGGUAUUAAGCGUAUUCCAGAAAAUAGGUUAUGUGGGGAAAUCAUACAGCUGGUGGUUGGCAGUCCGUUUAAUCAAGAGAACCCUAUCACACUGGUUUUGUAGAACUAACGUGUUUCUCUGGCCCUUUCUUGGAGUAGGCUUCAUGCCAGAAUAGACUUGGCUUUGAAGCUGCAGCAGCUUGAAACUAGCCUAGCAGCAAGCCAAGGGGCAAGAAUGGAGAUGGAUCUGUUUUUUCUUCACUAGUGGGCUAGUCUUCCUGAGUCCCAUCUCACCUGAAGUUAUUGAUGACAGUGUCAUCAGUGUGAGCUCCCGUUGCUCUGUCCCAGCUCCUGCCAAACCUAGCAGUUCAAAAGCACGCCAGUGCAAGUAGAUAAAUAGGUACUGCUGUGGCGGGAAGGUAAACAACGUUUCCAGGAGCUCUGGCUUCCAUCAUGGUGUCCCGUUGCACCAGAAGUACUUUAGUCAUGCUGGCCACCUGACCCGGAAAGCUGUCUGUGGACAAACGCCGGCUUCCUCAGCCUGAAAGCAGGAUGAGCGCCACAACCCCAUAGUCUCCUUUGACUGGACUUAACCGUCCAGGGGUCCUUCACCUUUCUUUUUUUUAACUUCAGUGUGGAAUGUGUUGUUUUUACUCUACACAUUCAUUGUAAUGUCUCAGCUGAAUUUUAAAUGUUUAGUUUGCAGAUGCUGAAGGCUAUUUUGCAGCCUGUACAACUGACAAUACUGUAAAUAGUUCUUUGGUAAGUUCUCUCUCAUUUAAGUGAUUGUAAUGUUCUGUGCGGCAACAGUAGCAGACAGCAGGGUGGGACAGUGGGGUUCUUACCUGACCUCUCUGUAGAUCCAUUUGCACAGCACCAACCUCCCCACUGUCUUGUCCCUCCCACUCUCCUUCCCAGGAAGCAGCCGUGACCUACCUCCCAGGAGGUCAGAUAGGUCCUGCUGCCCCUCCCUACCAUCUACUACUGUGUGGUAAUAGCUAUUCAUGUCUUGUCUGUUUUUAAUUAGUGCUGAAAAUAAACACAGAGCUCUGAAUAAUGCCAUUUUAAAUAGGAACCGGAUUAGGGAAAGUAAACGUAUAUGGCAUGUGAGCAAAAAUGAAUCUUAUUUACUAGGGGAUGUUAUGCUUGGCCCAUGGAAUUAUUAAAUACAUGUGGUUCAAGCACUUCAGUCACUCAGUUAUAGUUAAACAUUGUUUGCCUAAAAUGCCAUCAUGUAAUGCAAGAUAAAGAUAUACACACACAGCCUUAUUUUUUCAAUAUGAAGAAUCUGUGGCAGGUAUAAAAAGCAGUGAAGUGCCCAGGUGGAAGAUUUCUAUGGCCAUGUUGCAUUAUCUUAAUUUGUCUGCAACUGUAGCCUAUAUUGUAUAGGCACUCUCUCAUUAAGUUGUGGCUGAAUAUCCAAAACAGUAGAAUCUAUAAGGCCAUCUUCAAAACACGUAGUUAAGCACAUUAUCUGUCCUUCCUUGGAAACUCAUUAGCAACAAUCAAUAAGGAGCAAAAAAAGGCAAAGUUGAAAUACUUGCGCCGGGCAGACAUCUGCAGCGUGGGGAGCCCUGCGGGAGUUCCCGCGGGGCUCCCCACGCUGCGGAUAGCAGCCUGCCGCCCGGCACGCAGGGUGCCCUGAAGCAGAGCGCCCCACGCGCCGGGCAGACAUGGGCCAGCCCCACAAGCUCGGGGGACAGCGGGGAGGCGCAGCGCCGUCAUCCCGCUGUUCCCCGACCUGGUUUUGGGGGGGAAAUAAAGGGGGGAAAUCCCCCCCCAAAAAAUUAGGUGCGUCCUAUGGGACAAAAAAUACGGUACCUAAAAAAACAAACCACCAAUUAGAGUUAAAGCCGUUAAUCCAUCAGUCCAAGGGAAUGUGGUACUCUGCUACUGGAAAUAUCAGAACAAGUAUUUGAAUUCUCCCACAUAUUUCAUUUAAAGAAGGAGGGAUACACAACAGGAUGUUUUAUUUACCUUAAAUGGUGAAAUGCAGCUCAUUUUCUUCUCAUCAUAUGUUCCUUCUUGCUCUUUUUGGUUAACAGUUUUAUCGCAAGUUAGCAACUUGUGCACAUGUACCUUGCAGUUGGUCCAGCUGUUUUGUACAUUGUUUUGUAUUUGUAUAUUGUAGUAUACAUUAAAUCAGUUUAUGUCCGCAUAUACUCAGUAAACAUACAUAGGAUUGCACUGUUAGUAAAUUUUAUUUUGGGGGGGGUUGUUAUUAUUUGGGUGUGUGUUUUUUAUAACUUAUGAUAACUUGGAACUCAUUAUGUUGCAUUUCAGAGUGAACCAUUAUAUGUUCCUGUAAAGUUUCAUGACUUGCCAAGUGAAAAAUGUAGCAACACUAACAGUGACACUGAAAAAAGUAAGUAAAUGUUUCAAAAUGUCAAAAUACAGUUUUCUGUAUCAACUGAUAAAUGUUUAUGUCAUGUUGAAAGUAUGAAAGCAACUUUUCCUGUGGUACCUAAAAACCUGUGUACCCACAUGGCCUGAAGUACAGUAUUUUCUAAAUAUGGUAACAGGUAAAGAUGCUCAGUAGUAAAAUAGAGAUAAUCAGUUAAGAUGCUUUUUUACUUUUAAUUUUUUUAAAAAAUCAGAGAAUUGACAAUUACAUCAAUGUUUGGACUUCAUGCAGAAGGCAAAUGCUAAAAUGAAUUGAUGAACACUGCAUUGGAGAAGGGAGCUUAUCCCAAGUUUAAUAUUUUUUGUGUAAUUUCACAAAUUCAGUGAACUUUUCAAAAUUCAGUGGAAUUUUGAAAAAAUGUAGCUCAUUAUAAUUUUGGGAAACUGAAACUUAGCAAAUGCAGCUUGCUAUUUUUGCAUGUUGGCACAAAUUGGCUGCAUGUUAUGGUAAGCCAUAGUUAAUAGUUUUUCAUAAACCCACAGAAGGCUUCCACUUCACUUCUCCCCUCUAGCUAAUGGCAGAAACAUACCACAAUCCCCGAUUUAGCACUAUGUCUGAACUGGUGCUUGUGGUUUGUUUCACUCAAAUCAAAGUUUGCUCUUGGUUAACAUCUAUAGCUUGUCUGAGCAAAACAAAUCCCCCACUUGGACAUCACACAAUGAUUGGCCAUUAUGUGCAAGGUGGGCCUCAUUCUCUUUGUUGCACAAUUUGAUAUUGUAUUUAUUACAAGGUGGCCAAACCAUUGUACAGUAAUGUGAACAUCCUACGACAUGACAGGUUCAGCCAAUUGCUGCCAGAGGCAUUACUGCAGCCUCAAAAUACAAUAGUGUGUUCUAAUAUAGAUUCUAUAUGUGCCCCCCAGUGUAUUGCUAUGUGGAUUUAAUCCUGAGAUUAUGUUGGUUCCUUUUACAUGCAUUGAACUGUAUGUGAUGAAUGAAAGUUGAACAACACAGUUCACUUGAAGCCUGGAAAAUCAUCUUUGCUGUAGAUCAGUUUCUCUAAGAAACAAGUACAUAGGCCUAGAAAUAGACUAACAGGAUUUUGUAACCAAUGGCUGUUCUAAGCCUUUGGUUGGUUUUACCACAAGAUGGUGUAGUAGCCAUACUUAAACUAGCUUAAAGACAAAGUUGUAAUAUUAAAUACUUAACUUUGCCCUUCUUCUGAGAACAUGUUUAUGGAAGGCAUCUUCCAUAAAAGAGAAGUAGCUGCACCCAAACUGAGGAAGCCUGGCCCGUUCCUUAAAUACAGUGAAUAUGUUUAAUGGCGAUAGAAACUCUUAAAGCCAUAAUUUUCAAUUACAUCUCUUCUUUUGCGCCAAAUGGAUAGUCCAUGUUCCUGACACACACAAACCAUUUUGCUCUCAUAAAACUAACUGUGCAAGUAGUUAAACAUGGGUUCAUACUCUGAAUUGCAAUUUGGGAGUCUUGGCCUUAUCUUGAGGAUUAUUAUUUUUGUUCCAAUCUGCUACGUAUAAUAAUGACCUGCACCACUCUUUUCCCCCCUAAAGCUCCCAAAAAGCCUCGUGUAAGGUUCAGUAAUAUUAUGGAGAUUCGACAACUCCCAUCAAGCCAUGCAUUGGAAGCAAAGCUGUCUCGUAUGUCUUAUCCAACAGUUAAGGAACAGGAUUCAAUAUUAAAAGCUGUAGGGAAGCUUACCGCAUCUCAAGUAGCCAAAAUCAGCUUUUUCUUUUGCUUUGUGGUAUGUCACCUAUUCUUUAUUAAGUAUUGUUUCUAAAUAUAUAUUAUUGGGAAGUUGGUUAUUUUGUAUUCUGUUUGCCCUAUUAUUUAUAUUUUUAUUUUUGAAGGCUUGACUAAAAAUAGAAUGGAUCAUUUUGGGUGUUGAGCUAGUCAUUAUAUUUUGUUCAUGCCAUUUAGAGAAAGGGAUUAUCUUUGGGGGCUGUCUGCUCAUUAAUUAAUUGCUUAUAACUGAUUGACUUUAAUUGUGGUUGUUUACAAAAGACUUCACUACAGGUGACUUAUUGCAGGCGAGAGAGUUUACAAUUUAAUAAGCAGAAGCUGUCAUUCAUUAUUAAAAGUAAAGGCUAUCUUUAAUAUUUUCAUUCUCUGUUGCAAUAAUUCACCCAAAUGAAAAGAGCUUCAAAAAAUGUGAUUUUCACUUUCAGUUCCAUUUACCAACACUGAUUAAAAUUGGCCGCCACCAAUCAGGCAGAUUAAAGUUCCAGCUAUAAUACUUUAUCUCUAGCCACAUUUUGAAAUAAAAAAAAAAAUCUACUGCAUCUUACAUUCUAGAUGAUGGUUUUGAAUUUAAAGAUAAAAGAGACAUUGAAGUAUUUUCCAUUUCACCACUAGCACAGCAGUGUUAAAAAUUAUUAGCUUUAUAGAUUGGUGGGACAGACUCUUGUGACCUUUUGGAUCUAAAGCAGUGUUGCAUUUAGUUUCGAAGUGUAUUAGACAUUUAUAUGUACAUUUAGUUGAUUUUAGUAUUUAUAUAUAGUAUUUAGAAUUAGGAUGUAUAUUUGCAGACUUGAUUUGUUGUUACUUAACUUAUUUCAUAUGACUUUAUCUGGUAAAGUUGGGAAAUAUGUCUAGCAGUUUCCAAAGAGGAACUUGAGAGCCAUGGGACAAUCAUUUCUUUCAUUGUUUUCAACAAAUAGCAUGUGGUAUGAUAUGUAUGCAAUGUUUCUUUUGAACCACGGAGAAAUAUAGUGGCCUCAGUCCUGAGAAAGUUAGUAGCCCUUAAUUUAAUCAUGGCUUAAUUUGUCCCAUGAGACUUAAGUCCAAUUGAAAUGAAUGAACUUUGAGCAUAAUUUUCUCUUUCAGGUUUGGAACUAAUAUGUUGGUAUUUUGAUAGUUCCAAGCAUUUUAUAUGUCCAUUGUGUUCAAGGUGUUUUCAAAGCAACAACUAAGUGUCUGAAAGUAUGUGAACAAUCAUUGUUUCUUCUAGAAUGUUUAUCUACUUUUCUUAGCAGCUGCAAACCAUUACGACAAAAUUCAACAUCGUAUGAGCAGUUCUUCACUUGUGCAACAGAGCUUCCUCUCCUCCACCCACGCCCUCCAUCUGCUCCGGAGGAUUGGGGAUCCUCUGGAGUAGAUUUAGGAGGAUGGAGUGAAAUGUGAAUUCCCAUUGCAUGAGCGGAAGUCUGUCCUGCUUGUGCACACACCAUUGGAUUUCACACUUGGUAUAUAAAUAACCCGAAUUAUUUUUUCAUCUAACUGCCUAAGCCUUUCAUUUCCUCUUAAUAUAAAUUGAAUCCCUCCUACCUCCCAAGCAUGCUCUCACUAUAUAGGCAAAGACCUGAUUAACCUUUUGGGUUUAUUUUUAAUGGUUUGUGAGUUCCUUCUAACUUUUAAAAACUAACACAUGUUGUUUAAUCUCCUAGUGGUUCUUGGCAAACUUCUCUUAUCAAGAAGCGCUUUCGGACACCCAAGUGGCCAUCGUUAAUAUUCUGUCUUCAACGUCUGGUAAGAAAUGAAACUUACAGAAAAGACUGUUGAUACACUUAAUUUUAGCAACUACAAUUAAAUAAGCUUGAUCCAACUCAUUGUGUGUUUUAAGAAGGACAUUAUUCUAUAUUUUUGGUUGCAAAACUAUACCUGAUAAUUUUCUUUCUUUCUUUCUCCUCCCGCCCCCAAACUUCAAGUGUCUUUUUCUGUUAAAAAACCAACCAUGUCCCACGCUCAAAUUGUAUUUCUACAAGCCCAGAUCAAGUAAACAGAAUUUCCUCUAACAAUUUAUUUCGUUGCCAUUCUUUAAAAGAUGCCCUGAAUGUUUUCUAGAAAGUUUGGAUGCACAUUUUGAUAACAAUGAAUCAUUUUUUAAAAUGCUGAGUAGGAGGGGAUUCUGGUUAUGUUCUGAACAGUCCCCCACCCUCUGGCAACUCAGUAUUGGCUCAGCAUGAAAAGGCAACAGGAACAAAGGACUCCGAUAACACAUAAUCUUUAUUAUACAUGAACCUAGUAAGAGCUAAAGGAUUAAAUAAUUAUUAGAGAAACCACCUCAUGUAGUCAUGCAAUCUGUAUGCUAAAUAAUUAAUUGUGCUAAUAGGGAAAGUCUUCCUAAAUAAAACUUUGAAACAAAGUGGUUUCCAACUUAAGUUGGUUUUGCGGAGUCUCCUCUGAGAAUAAUAUUGGUUAUUGCCAUUGUGUUAGACCCAGGCUACUACCGCUGUGGUCUGAACCAUGUCUACUCAGAAGUUAGUUCUGUUUAAUUUAGUGGUGCUUACUCCUGGGUAUAAGGAGCUAGGGCUGCAGUCCUAACCUCACUUACCUGGAACUAAGCCCCAUUUAAUUUAGUAGGACUUACUUCUGAGUACACAUGGUUAAUAACAUUCAUUCAUUCAUUCAUUGAAUUUAUAUACCACCCUAUACCUGAAGGUCUCAGGGCGGUUCACAAUAAAAAUCACAAUAUAUAACAUCAAAAAUAAAAAUAAUCCAGUAACAUCCCCCCCCAAAAGAGCCUCCUUUUAAAAAGGUAUAGGAUGUAAGUUAGUAACAGCUAGAUUCCACCGAAAUUAAUGAAACUUCAGUUGGUUAACUUUGCUACAUUUAUUUCAGUGGGGCCUAAGUGAGACUAACUUACUUUGGAUCCCAAUCAAUUUUCUUCAGCAUGUUUUUCAGUGUGUUUUCAUCUGGUAAAGUAUUUCUUUGUAUUGUGUAUUCAAUGUUUUCCCCCCACAAAUCUUAAAUUCUUUCUUUUCACAGGAUUAUUUACCUUAAUCCUAGCUGCAGUGUUUCCAAGUAACAGUGGUGAUAGGUUUACCCUUUCAAAAUUGUUAGCUGUCAUUUUAAGGUAAGAAUAUAGACUCCUUAAUCUCCAAUUUUCUUCUCUCCUACAGGCUUGAAUUUUCUUACAUUCUUCUAGAUAGCUGGAUUUAGUAGUGCAGGUUUUGUCACUAUUUUUAGGUGCAGCAGAUCUUGAACAGCUGUAGGGGAAAUAAGUUUGCAGAAUGCCUGCUCAAAUGUUGCUCCUGUUCUGAAAGUUGGUCUGCCAAUAAUUGCUCAUAGCCCCAUUUUGCAACAUGUAACACAGGAUUAGAAUUGUCACUGAGUCCUAACCUGAGCUGCUUUGUGUUACUAUGGCCAGGUGAACCUUGUUAAAUCAGAUGACUGUGUGAAAUUAUCUAAUAUUAACUUUUCCAUAGGGCAUUUGGAUUGUCUAGUGUACUUAGUUAUGAAAAUGUUCACAUAUUAAAAUAGCUUAUACUUCAUCCUAAGGGCUUCUCUACACAUUCAGAUAUAUGUGUAUACUUUCUAUAAACAAGAAAUAUAAGAAAAUUAUAUUUGUUUUUGAUUAUCUGAACCAUUAUGAUGCUUUGCUUUUCAAAGCAUUGUUAAUCCUGGUUUAUAUAAUUCUGAGUGACAUAGCAAAGAAGGAAUACAAAAUAUUAAUAUACUUAUCUCAUAAUUAUAGAUAGGCAAUAUUUUUAAGUGAUUUCCACACAAAAUGUCUUACUAAACUCAGCUUGAACUAUAAUACUUUAUUUCUCAAAUAGCAUUGGAGGCGUUGUCCUUGUGAAUCUGUCUGGGUCUGAGAAAUCUGCUGGAAGAGAUACAAUAGGUACAUUUCCCAAAAUAUCUAAUUAUUGUUUAUUGAAAUAUCUGAGUAGACAUUACUGUACAUUCUUGAGACAGGAACUACAAGAAAAUACAAUAAUUUUUUUAUCGUAAUAUCAUGUACGGAUUGCAGUUGUAGAAGAAGCACUUUCUUUAUAAAAUAAUUUAGAUCAGUGGUGGCCAAACUUGGCCCUCCAGCUGUUUUGAGACUACAACACCCAUCAUCCCUAGCUAACAGGACCAGUGGUCAGGGAUGGUUGGAACUGUAGUCCCAAAACAGCUGGAGGGCCAAGUUUGACCACCACUGCUUUAGAUGAUAUCCACUGUCCUCCAAGGGAAUGUCUCUGAAUGGAAUGGGAAUUCUCCUUCUCCCAGCUUUAGUCCCUUGCAUCCUCUCUAUUCUAGAUUAUUUUGGGGAGUGCUCUAGAACAGAUGGUGUGGGGCCACAUAGGGAACUGUAGUCGGAAGUAGAGGAAGAUCCAUUCUGCUCAGGAUUAGAUUAGGCUGUCACCCUUUUAUGUUGUUUUGCAAUGCUUUCCCUUUUUGCUUCAUAUGGUUUGUUUGUUUGAAUAUAAAUGAAACAUCUUAACAGCAUGUCAACUUGUAAGAAAUUCAGUCCAUAGUAUAGCAAUUAAUACUUUUAUUUUAACACAAGUUGUGUGGCUUUCUUCUCCCCACCCCCAAUCUACAGGGUCCUUGUGGUCUCUUGUGGGAGCUAUGCUUUAUGCAAUCUACAUAGUCAUGAUAAAACGAAAAGUAGACAGAGAAGACAAACUUGAUAUACCAAUGUUUUUUGGUAAGAACAGAACUUGAAACAAUACUAUUUUCUGUUACCAAGUCUUGCUCACUAGGAUCCAGUUUUGUAAAAAUGUACAGGCAGCAACCAUUUUAGGCACAUCCACUUGAUGUGCAAUCACUGAUACGCAGGUCCUUUUGGACCCAGAAGAGGGCAGAAUUGUCACUGCCUUUUCCUUUAAGAAAACUUAAGGGCAAAUGUAGACAGGAUAUUGAAUUGUGUGAAUUGACAUGGAAUGCUUAUACAGCUCCUCUAGACCAGGUACAAUCUUAGGGUGUCUUUUCUGCCCAUAGUAGAAAGGAUACCCUACCCAUAAGUAUCUCCUCUUGUUCUAGCACACACUGCUAGUGAUGUGCUUUAAUCAAACAGUGAGGGUAUACCUAUUUUAAUAAAUAAAAUAUCUAAUUCCAGGUUAGAGGACUAUCCUAGCAAUUCUACUUAUUAAUUUUUUAAAAAAUUAAUCCUGUGAAUUUGAUGUGACGAUUAUCUACCAAAUGAAUCCUGUAAAGAGUCUGACAUACAUAUAUACUAAAGAAGUAGUGAAGUUCAAGAGAAGUUCACUACUGUAGAGAUACGCUUAAUUAUUUUGGUUUUGUUGCUAACACUUUAUUAUUCUGGGUUUUUGCAGGUUUUGUUGGCUUGUUUAAUUUGCUGCUGCUUUGGCCAGGUUUCUUUUUACUCCAUUAUACUGGAUUUGAGAACUUUGAAUUUCCCAGUAAAUUAGUCCUUAUGUGCAUUGUCAUCAAUGGCCUUGUUGGAACCGUCCUGUCUGAAUUUCUCUGGCUGUGGUAUGUGGCUAGCUCUGAUUCAUUGUUUCAUAUUAAUAUCAGGUUGCUAUUAAGGAGUCAACAAACGAGGCUGCAUUUUACCGAAAGAGCUAGGACUGUUUUUUACCGGGCACUGGUUAUUGCAAAAUACUGUGUUAAAAGUUAUCAACGCAGAUAUUGUUUGUCAUUACCAAGAAGCACUAAAUUUCAUUAAGUAGAAGAAAGACUAUGUAUGUAAUGCAGCGCUAAAAUUCCUGGCUCAAUAAGCCAUGAUAGGCAUGAGCCGCAUCUACCUGCUUAUCUCCCCCCCCCCCUUCACAUGAGUUGCAAGUAUGUAGCUUCCCAUGAUGUGCAAUUUGGGAACUAUGGUUAAGGUCAAACAAAUCAAGGUUAGGCACUAGCUUUGAACCAGAGUUUAAAGGUGAUGUAUGAAUCCCGACAUGUUUGCAGCCACUUAGGACUCAGCUUACAAGUCAUGCAAGGCUGUGCUUAAGAGCUAAAUCCUCUCUUUCUUUCUUACUCAUGCAACCAGAGUAGCAAAGGCAGGUGCACUCUGCUAGUGUAUAUAUUAGCUUAUUAAGGCAGGGCUCUGCUUGUCCAGAGCAAGUGACCAUUGACCCCCCCAGGCUAUUGCCAGAGUUCCCCAACAGCCAGUUGGGAGGCUUCCAGCACAACGCUGUGAAAUGUGCACUCUUUCUCUCUUUAAGAAGCCAUCUGAGUCUGCAAAAGUACUGUGAAUUAAACCGGGUACAUGUCAGUGCUGCGACAGCAGCAUAUGCAGUUCAGUUCUCAUUCUCCUGCCCAGUCUCAUUGCCAAGAAGUCUCAGUUCUUGGCUGGGAAAAGGUUCUAGGUGGUAGUAAUGGGAGAGAAGAAGAGCUCCAUGGAGAAAUAGUCAGAGGGAAAUAUGUAGGUGCUCUGUGUUCAUGUGCAGCUUUGAAUCUUAUCUGUUGUAUGUAGACAUUGUUGCAUAAUUUUUCUGUGAUCAUCAACCCUGAUCAUCAAGGGGCUGAAUAGUGCAAUGGCUUUUUGAUUACCUAAAAUAGUUUCCUUUGAAUCAAAUUGCGAAUGUCCAGUUUGUAGGAUCAAAGUCUCGGUAUCCAUGUUCACUUAGGCUGCAAACCUAUACCCAUUUUCCUUGUCCUUGGUAGGGCUUGCUUUCAAGUAGACACACUUAGAAUUACAGUGUUAGUCUCUCUCUACUUGAUGAAUCACUUGAUAAUGAAAAGUCAAAUGUGUGAACUGUCUAUAGUGAUUUGGUUUGUAUUGAAUACAGAUGAUGCAGGUAAAUAGUAGUGAGAUGCAUUAGUUAAUUGAUGAUGACUCAAAGAUGUGUGAGUCCUCACUUGAUUCUGGAAUCAUUAAGAGAACUGCGAUGGGUAGUCCAGUGAAAGACUUUAUUUCCUGUAAGACUAGUGUUGGAUUGGAAAUACAUUAUACAUAUUAACACUACUUGAGUUGGGCCACAGCUGGGAAUUAUGAUAUUUAUUAAUUUUUGAAAAAAUAGAUGAUUUCAAAGGUAAAAACCUGGAAUUUGUUAGUUAAAUUUGAAAACCAUGAGACUUGAGGUGUAGGGUAAGUGUGAAACUAUUGAGCUGGUCUUUCUCUAUUUGUCUUCUGAUCUUGGUGCAGUUUGUGUUCUCAGUUUUGUCUCCUCAGCUAAGUAAGGUUAUUUAGAGUUUCUUUGUAUUAUUAUCCGUUUUCCAAGUGCUUUGGCUUUCAGAAAUGUGUUUAGCAGGCCACAACAGGUCCACAAAUUAUGCUUAUCCAUGGUGUAUACAACAAUGAAACUUGCUUCUACACUUCCCCUGUUUAGUUUUUAAACUCAAGUGUUUUAUAUUUUAACAUUUUCUUAGGGGCUGUUUUCUUACCUCAUCACUGAUAGGCACACUUGCUCUGAGCCUUACAAUACCUCUGUCCAUAAUAGCCGAUAUGUGCAUGCAAAAGGUAAUGUAUUUUAUUAUUUUUAUUAUUAUUAAUGACAAUUGUAAGAACUGCCCUGGUUAGGACUCUUAGCAAUGUCACAUGACUAGGGAGAAUUAAAAUAGCUGUGGUAGGGAGAAAUAAAUUGUACUUAAUUGCAAUGUUCACUUCCUUAAAUGCAUCCUUCUCUUUUUAUAAGGUGAAAUAAGUAGGUGGCUUUUCUAAAAAAAAUGGAGGGGGGGGGAAUGUAAUGGGCACGAUCCUUGCAAGCUCACUGAUUACAUAGGGCAUAACAGAGGCCUGUUCCUUCCUUCCCCACCUAUCUAGACACAUAGAAGUGCCACCAGGGCAAUCCAGGACAUGAGAUGUCUGUGCAUGCCUCUCAUUGUCCUCCAAGCUCAUAUUUCUUGACAGAGCAAGGGCUGCACGAGAAUGCGGGAGGCACACAUGGGCCACCCAUUUUCCAGGUUUCUGGGUGCCUGCGUUUGCAGAGCAGGGAAAUGGAGCUCUAUUGUCUCUUUCUAAGCCUCUCUGCACAAGGCCAUGGAACCUGCUUGGUCACUGAACCAGUGAUUAAGCUUUUGAGUCUUUAUAUACCUUCUACAAAUAAAAGACGUUUCCUAACUUGCUAGAAGUCUGUAUUAUGGGAAUUAGAUCCUGAUUAGGCGGGUAGAAGGUCUGUAUAAUUUUGUAUGGGUUUAGAAGCCUCAAAGGCAGGCAUAGGCAAACUCGGCCCUCCAGAUGUUUUGGGACUACAACUCCCAUCAUCCCUAGCUAACAGGACCAGUGGUCAGGGAUGAUGGGAGUUGUAGUCCCAAAACAUCUGGAGGGCCGGGUUUGCCUAUGACUGCUCAAAGGUCUUCAAAGGUUUGACUUUUCAUAGAAAACCCAAGAAUGUUGGUGGUUCUAGUUAGAAUAACAGGAGUUAAAAGUGCAUUAAGAGUUCUUUAAAUGGGAGUAAAUAGAGCAUGACGUUGGACUGUUAUGUCCGCAUUGCAACAUGUCUCCAUCAUGGUCAAACUAUCAUGUUAUUGCAGAGGUUUUAGGCAUGCUUGCUCUUGUAGUUGCCAAUGAAAGCCUUGCUGGAAACAUGCUUUGACUUUAUCCUUCAUUGCUGAACAGAAUAAGAAAUGGUGCUAUAGUAGUUAGGGGUAUUUGUCCAUGAACAGUAAGUUGAGUUAAGUUACCAGCUGUCAGAAAUAAGAUUACUUUUAGAUACAGUUCAGGUUUAAUUCUACAGCAGGAAGGAUUUUAUUGAAUUCAGGUAGUUGUUGCUGUUUUUCAAGUAGAGGUGCAGAGAUCCUAUAGGAACAUGGGUAUUUUGACAAAUGAAAAUACUCUAUCAGUAUGUCAGGGACGCAGCAGGAAAACUGUUUAAGUAGAUGGCAUGAGAAAUACCUAAAUUACUUGAUGAAUGAAGCAUACGGCAGGUUGCAUUUUAGCCUGUCACAGUGGAAGUGUUGUCUCGUUUUCAUAUUCAUUUUUAAUGCUGGUAGAAUUUGCCCUCGUUGUGACACUUUCAUUCUAAAGUGAGACAUUUCCAAUAUAGUGUGAGAUUAGCAUUUGAUGCAGCUACUAGUCUCAGCUGCUAACAAUGGCUUUGGAUUGAUGUCCAAAUAACUUGCACAAUUCAGACCCACAAAUUAAAUAAUUCACGCUUCUUUCUGCUGUAUCCAAUGCUGAAAUGCUUCUGAUCCCUAGUAUACAAUGUUUCUUCCUUUGUUUUUUACCUUUCCCCUACCCACUGGCUUUCAGGUCCAUGAACUACAAAACAGGUUUUCCCACUUAUGGCUCUGUGGAGCUAGGUGGCAGUAGCAAAGUCUUGGCAUUGCACGAUGUACCUAGCAAGAAGGAAGCAGCAACAAAGAAAGAUGGAUGCCUGGGUGGAAAAUUGGCACAAAACUCUUUCUUCUUCACAGUGGCUGUGUUUGGACGUAUUAAUGAAAUUCAGUUUAUUGUUCCAGGAAUGAGCUGCAGCAAGCUUAAGGCUUGCACACUCUUUCUUCUCUGCUCCAGCAGGUAGAGGAGAUUGAAUUUGGCUUGAUUCAACAACCAUAGUUGAAAUUAACUGAAGUUUAACUUUGGUUAAUCAAAACUGGAAGCAAAAGCUUUCAAUCUUCUCGUGGCUGAUUUGGGGGCAGUUCCUGGUCCAGCUGCAGCUCCCCAUGACACAACCCAAGCUCUUGAAACGGGGCCCAUGUGCUUCAGUUGAGACAUUUGGAGGGCUCUAAACCACUGAGCCUCUUGGGCUUGCCGAUCAGAAGGUCAGUGGUUCGAAUCCCUGCAACGGGGUGAGCUCCUGUUGCUCAGUCCCAGCUCCUGCCAACCUAGCAGUUCGAAAGCACUCCAAAGUACAAGUAGAUAAAUAGGUACCGCUCUGGCAGGAAGGUAAACAGCGUUUCCGUGCACUCUGGUUUUGGUGUUCCGGUGCGCUAGAAGCAGUUAGUCAUGCUGGCCACAUGACCUGGAAAACUGUCUGUGGACAAACGCUGGCUCCCUCGGCCUGUAAAGCAAGAUGAGCACCGCAACCCUAGAGUUGUUUGCGACUGGACAGGGGUCCUUUACCUUUACUUUUUAGAGGAGAAGGAAGAAAACUAGUUGUGUGAAACAGCCUUUCAACCUUUUGGGAUGCAACCAAUAUUUUUUUAAAAAAUUGAUGAGUCCAACUUUUAAUCAAAUAUGUGUAAAAAUUAGUUGAUUGCAACACUUGGGCUUCUGAUUUUGUAAACUGGGUAACUUCAUUUACUUGCAUAUAAAUAGUGUAUGUGAUAACAUUGGCAGCCGUUCCAAAUAAAGUGCCAAUAUGAGAUGGAUAUUCCUAUUACUGUGUUUUAAAACCUCACACAGAUCUACUCCAUCUAGGAAAAUGUUUUCCAAGAUUUCUGUAAUGACCAAAUACCUUCUUCCUUUACUCCACUUUUACUAUUGGUGGAAUAGCAAAUUGAUAUUUUAAAAGCAAAAUGCUAUCCUUGUUCUAAUUUCAGGUCCAAUUUUCUUGGUUAUUUUUUGCCGGGGCAAUCCCUGUAUUCUUUUCAUUUUUCAUUGCAACUCUCUUAUGUCACUACAACAACUGGGAUCCAGUGAUGGUGGGAAUUAGAAGAGUUUUUGUAUUCAUUUGCAGAAAACACCGUAUUCAGAGGUGGGAUCAUUUCUUUACAGCUUUAUCUCUUUCCAUUCCUACUGGACUUAUUUUGAUGCAUAUCUUUAUUAUUCCUUUGUUUUGCCACUGUUGAUGGGGGGGCAGGUGAAAAGGCGGUUAGGGCACCUGCACUUUUAAUAGUUAUACAGUACGGAGAAUAUAAACAGAUAUAUCUUGCAUGAGUUGAAAUUCCCCCUUCUACACAGCUAUGUGAGGGGCAUGAAACUUCAUCUACACAACUUUGAUUAGUUUGCAUGAUCUGGUUUCAACUGUCUGAAAUAUGUUCUCAUUGGACAUUGUUCUAAAUUCUUAAAUUAUGAAUCUCUUAUUACAGCAUACUUUUCUCAACAGUAUUCUAGUUUGGGAAAACAUUAUUCCACUGACAGUCUUUGAAUUGCUCAUUUUACAGAUAAUCAAGGCACAAAUAAUUCUUAACAUAACACUUAGCAAGGACAUUGAGGAAAACGAUGUAUAUAAAAAAAGUACAAAUCAUUUAUAUUUUUUACAAAGUAACCCCUGACAAAUAAACAACUAUCAAAAUGGUCUGAUAAUUAAGCUGUUCUUUUUUUAAUAAACAUACUUUUCCUUAGUACACAUUUUAGUUAUCAAUUUAAUUUUAGAGCCAACAAACGUGGAGAGAAGAAUGUAAAACAAAAUGCUGUGCGUGACAAUUUCUCAUCGAAGUCAAGAUAUUUUCCCUAUCAGGACUAGCAUUAUAGAUGUGCCUGUCUGUUUUUCAUAAUGCUGCAUAUAAAUACAAAUUUCACAAUCUGUAUCAUUUUGUAGAACAUCUGACGAAAGUGAGCAAUGUGAAAGUCUCAUUGCCAUGCACAGUGUUUCGCAAGAAGAUGGAGAAAAUGGCUGUUCUUAGACAACAGGUAUGCACAAUUAUAAAAAAAGUUGUGGGUUACAUCUAAGUUAUAAAAAAGAACCUAUUACAUUAUCAACAUGAAACAGUUCCCAUCUCCUUACUUUUGGAAUGUUAAUAAUAAGCACAGAUGUUAUAGAGCCGGUUAUGUAUGCCAAUUGAUGACAACAAUUGCAGCAGCACAACUUCAGAGAAUCUGUGAGCAUCAGUUUUAAUAGUGGUUUAACUUGUAAAGUUUCUAAUGUUACAUUGUUUGUUUUAUUUAGUAUAAAAAUGUUUAUCAUUUAAUUUUUUAAAAAAAUCUUAUUAAGUGGUGUGCAGUCUAAAAAGCAUACAAAAAUCAUGAAAACAUGAAAACAAAAUUAUGUAUGUGAUUUAAUAAUUUGAAAACCAUGAGAAAAGACUUAAUAAUCACAGGUACUUCAUAAUGACACUGCCAGAUAUGCUUGUCCAGGUGUAAGUGCAUGAAUGUAAUUUAAAAUAUAUUUAUUUCCCAAUAAUCCUUCUGCUUCUUCCUUUAUGUACUAAAAUGCUGAACAGGCUGCUAUGUAGUUAGAUCCUUAGGUUUAUUUAAUCUAUAGCAGCAUGAUUAGUUAAUGCAGGUUAUAAAGUCCAGUCAAAUAAAUGCAGAAUGUUGUAUGUAAUAAACUAAUAAUACUUUCCCCAUUUCUUCAAUAGCGCAAGAUGGAAAAAUAACUCAGCGAAGAGACAAUCUCCUGGAAAGUCCUUAUGGAAUCAUGUUUCAGUGCCUCUUCUGAAUCUUUAA
This is a messenger RNA of Podarcis lilfordi (Lilford's wall lizard), 31804 nucleotides long. The record is from the annotation of a GenBank genome assembly. NCBI's taxonomy places the organism in Eukaryota, Metazoa, Chordata, Lepidosauria, Squamata, Lacertidae.